Messenger RNA from Rasamsonia emersonii CBS 393.64, 1953 nucleotides. Its product is annotated as Xaa-Pro aminopeptidase. The record is from RefSeq and is a predicted model, not a curated record. Lineage: Eukaryota; Fungi; Ascomycota; Eurotiomycetes; Eurotiales; Trichocomaceae. Gene Ontology annotation, molecular function: metalloaminopeptidase activity. The coding region runs from base 1 to 1953 and encodes 650 amino acids. The transcript has 10 exons.
AUGCUCUUCUGUCGGUGCCCGCUCCGUCUUGCGUAUCGUACGUCCUUGCGAUCAUUCCACCCUCUUAGUCACUCGUCGACCAGAGCGUUUUCGUAUACCUUCUCCCGUCGUUCGUCCGAGAUGAACACCGUGGACACGACCGAGCGCCUGACAAGGCUCAGGCAGCUGAUGCGCGAGCAUCAAGUCGAUGUUUACAUCGUACCCUCGGAAGAUAGUCACCAAUCCGAAUAUAUUGCUCCGUGCGACGCACGUCGAGCCUUCAUCUCUGGCUUCACCGGCUCCGCAGGAACCGCCGUGGUGUCGGCCACCAAGGCCGCCCUCUCGACCGACGGGCGAUAUUUCAACCAGGCCUCCAAGCAGCUCGAUAGCAAUUGGACCCUCUUGAAGCGAGGAUUGGAGAACGUCCCCACCUGGCAAGAAUGGACUGCGGAGCAGGCAGAGGGUGGAAAGGUGGUCGGUGUUGACCCGACUGUCAUCACCGCCGCUAGCGCCAAAAAGCUCUCGGAAACGCUUGCGAAAAGCGGCGCAAAGCUGGUGAGCAUUGAGCAGAACCUCGUCGACCUCGUCUGGGGCCAGGAGCGCCCACCUCGACCCAACGAGAAAGUCACGGUCCAUCCCACCAAGUUUGCUGGCAAAACCUUCCAGGAGAAGAUUUCUGAUCUCCGCAAGGAGCUUCAGGCUAAGAAACGGGCUGGAUUCAUUGUCUCCAUGCUCGACGAGAUUGCAUGGCUCUUCAACCUCAGAGGAAGCGACAUUCCCUACAAUCCAGUGUUCUUUUCAUACGCAGUCAUCACCCCCGACAAGGUGGAUCUCUACAUUGACGAAGACAAGUUAACCCCCGAGGUCAAGGCGCACCUGGGUGAUGAUGUGGUCAUUAAGCCCUAUGAUUCCAUAUUCGCGGAUGCAAAGGCGCUGGGUGAAGCCGCCGCCUCUGGAGAGACGCCCGCAAAGUACCUGAUCUCUAACAAGGCAUCCUGGGCGUUGAGUCUCAGCCUGGGUGGUGAGAACAGGGUAGAAGAAGCGCGGAGCCCUAUCGCAGAUGCGAAGGCCAUCAAAAACGAAGUCGAACUUGAAGGCAUGCGGGCGUGUCAUAUUCGCGAUGGCUCCGCUCUGUCCGAGUACCUUGCAUGGCUGGAGAACGAACUGAUCAACAAGAAAUCGACGCUGGACGAAGUGGACGCGGCCGAGAAGCUCGAGCAGAUCCGCUCCAAGCGCGAGAACUUCGUGGGUCUCUCUUUCGACACCAUCUCCUCGACGGGGCCGAAUGCGGCUGUCAUCCAUUACAAACCGGAGAAGGGCAGCUGCUCGAUCAUCGAUCCCAACGCCAUUUACCUGUGUGACUCGGGCGCACAGUACCUCGACGGUACGACCGACACGACCCGCACAUGGCACUUUGGCCAACCGAGUGAAAUGGAGAAGAAGGCCUUCACCUUGGUCCUCAAGGGAGUCAUCGCUCUGGACACGGCGGUCUUCCCAAAGGGUACGAGCGGCUUCGCCCUUGACGCCUUUGCUCGGCAGUUCUUGUGGCGAAACGGUCUGGAUUAUCUUCACGGCACUGGUCAUGGUGUCGGCUCACACCUGAACGUCCACGAAGGACCCAUUGGGGUGGGCACGCGUGUCCAGUAUUCCGAGGUUCCCCUGGCGGUUGGAAAUGUCAUCUCUGAUGAACCGGGGUACUAUGAGGACGGGAAGUUUGGUAUCCGGAUUGAGAACAUUAUUAUGGUUCGCGAAGUCGAGACACCGCAUAAGUUCGGUGAUAAGGCAUGGCUGGGCUUUGAGCAUGUCACGAUGGUCCCAUUGUGCCGCAAUUUGAUCGAACGGUCGCUUCUGACGGCGGCGGAGAUCGAAUGGGUGAAUAAUUACCACGCAGAGGUGUGGGAGAAGACCCAUGGCUUCUUCGCCAACGACGAAUUGACCCGCAAUUGGCUGAGAAAAGAGACCCAACCGCUUUGA